Molecule: messenger RNA, 1993 nt
Organism: Gallus gallus (chicken)
Lineage: Eukaryota; Metazoa; Chordata; Aves; Galliformes; Phasianidae
Gene: SLC25A40
Product: solute carrier family 25 member 40
Exons: 12
Coding region: 777-1709 (310 amino acids)
Biological process (GO): mitochondrial transmembrane transport
Source: RefSeq, a predicted model, not a curated record
CCCCGCGCCUCCCCCCGCGCGGCGCAGCACCGCCCGGCCGCCCCCUCCCUUCACCUCUCGUCCCCUCGCCACGCUUCUCCUCCCGGCAGGGCCAGGCCGAGCCUCGGCGUUCCGCGGCCCGCGGGCGCCCGCCGUGACCCGCGCACUACCAACGGUCCGCCGCGUGCGCACGCAGCCCCGCCCCGGCGGGAGGGAGGGCGGGAAGGCGCCGCCAAGUGGGGUGAGGGGAGCACAGAGCGCAGUGGGACGGAAGGGGAAAAGAGACCGCCGCGAGGGCGGGAAGUCUGUGCAGGGGUACUGCCUCACCUCAGAGGACGCUGGGUGCCACCCUCAAACGGGAAGAGGCGCUGUGACUUUUCUCACGGCACUGAGGGCGUGGCGGCAGCAGGGAGAGCGCCUCCUCCCCCACCGGGUCUUAAAUGUGUGGAGGUAGACGUUAGUAUGGCGGCGUUUGGGGGACGAGUCCUCGUACACGUUGCUCAGUCGCCUUAUCUUUCGUUUUAAACUCGGGAACGUAGCAAAACAUUAACAGAAUCACAGAGUCGUAUGGAUUGGAAGGGACUUGUAGAGAUCAUCCAGCCCAUUGCCGUUGUCCUGUCACUGGGCACCACUAGGAAGAGUCCGGCCCCAUCCAUUCGACUCCCUCACUUUAGGAGACCUUUCUGGAUUUUCUCAUUGGAACGACAGAAGCAAGAAGGGGGUCUGGACAAAGUGCUCUGCUCUGCUGCAGUCUAUGGGCUGCAGGCAGGGCAUUUACCUUUGUACAGAUCAUUGACAUGCUCCUAAGCCCUUUGUUGAAGCAAAAGGUAAGCAGAUUUGUCUUCUCUGAGGAUAAAGUGAUGGCUGAAAUGAGUAAUAGUAACUUCAGCAAAACAACCAGUAUUCAGCAGGCAGUGUCCUCUUGCUGCGGAGCUAUAAUUACAUCAUUGUUUGUAACUCCUCUUGAUGUUGUCAAAACUCGACUGCAAGUCCAGAGCAAUCCGUUCCCCAGAGGAAAGUGUUUUGUAUACUCCAAUGGCCAAAUGGAUCAUACAUGUGUUUGUGAGAAUGGAGAUGGCAAAGCAUGCUAUAGAAGAAAUGGGCAUUUCAAAGGGACAUUGGAUGCUUUUGUGAAAAUUAUUCAAGUGGAGGGAAUUAAAACUCUCUGGAGUGGACUUUCCCCCACGCUAAUAAUGGCUCUUCCUACCACAAUAAUCUAUUUUGCCUGCUAUGAAAAACUAAGUGAAGCUCUGAAGUCUAGACUAGGAAAGGAUAAUGACCAGAUUCCACUUGUUGCAGGUUCCUUAAGCAGAUUUGUUUCAGUUACUGUAGUGAGUCCCCUGGAGCUGAUCAGAACUAGAAUGCAGUAUCACACAUUGUCCUACAAGCAACUGCACUUGAGCAUCAGGAGUAAAGUGGCCAGAGAUGGGUGGCUUUCCCUGUGGAGGGGCUGGAGCACUACUAUUCUGAGAGAUGUACCUUUCUCAGCAGUGUACUGGUAUAAUUAUGAACGUUUCAAGAAGAUGAUGUGCAAGAAUGCUGGUGCACGUGAACCAACCUUUUUUAUUGCUUUUACUGCAGGAGCAGCAUCAGGUUCUAUCGCAGCUGUUGUAACUCUGCCAUUUGAUGUAGUGAAAACACACAGGCAGACUGAACUUUGGGAGAGUGAGACUUUACAAAGUAAGUUGCAGAUCCACAGAGGGACUCCGCAUCUACCUGGACACUUAUGAGGAAAAUUGUCGCAAAAAAAGGGAUUGCUGGAUUAUUUGCUGGUAUUACUCCACGGCUGUUUAAAGUUGCUCCUUCUUGCGCCAUAAUGAUCAGCACAUAUGAAUAUGGGAAGGCUUUCUUCAGACAUUUAAAUGAAAAGACAAACCAGCAUCCUUAAAUCUCCUUUAUCCAAUUGCAGGAAGUCAAAACACAUGGAGAAAUUUGUGCGAAAUGCCAAUCUGCCUGUCAAAGCAUCUUUCUACCUUUACAUUUGGUAACUAAAUGUAACUUCAUUUUUUCACUA